Molecule: messenger RNA, 351 nt
Organism: Gryllus bimaculatus (two-spotted cricket)
Lineage: Eukaryota; Metazoa; Arthropoda; Insecta; Orthoptera; Gryllidae
Source: the annotation of a GenBank genome assembly
GACGCCGUCGUCGAGAGCUGCCACCUGCCCGGCCGCUCUGGGAAGAUCUUUCGCCUCACUGCGACGCUGCCGGGCUGCACGCCCAAGCGCGUGUGGGAGACGUUGCGUGGGGACUGCACAAAAGCUAGCUGGCUGCUUGCAGAUACCACCUCACUGCAGUCGCUGGACGAGGGCCGCGCGGGGGCGUCGGACGUGCAGCUGCAGGUGUCGGCGCCGCGCCUGGGCGGACUGGUGGCGAAGCGUGAGUUUCUGCUGGUGCGCCGCUGGUGCACGCUGCCCGGCGGCGCCUUCGCCCUCGUCACGGCCUCCACGGAGCACAAGGCGGCCCCGGCGGCCUCGUGGCACUCGCCA